Messenger RNA from Tachyglossus aculeatus (Australian echidna), 1799 nucleotides. RefSeq names its product spermatogenesis associated serine rich 2 like (gene SPATS2L). The transcript is spliced from 12 exons. Gene Ontology annotation, cellular component: cytoplasm. Bases 335 to 1723 code for a protein of 462 amino acids. Gene Ontology annotation, molecular function: protein binding. Lineage: Eukaryota; Metazoa; Chordata; Mammalia; Monotremata; Tachyglossidae. The record is from RefSeq and is a predicted model, not a curated record.
UCAUCGAUUUUGGAGGGAUUCUCUGGAAUGUUGCCUGGGAGUACUUAGCAAGAAUCUUUAAGUCAUAGCAAAGAUGGACUAAAGCUCAUCCGGCUCCGCACCGACAGAUCUCCGAUGAUCUCAGGUGGCGGCCUCAGCCCCUGCCAGCUUGGAUCGGUUUAUGGAAACAAGGCUUAGCAGACAAAUAUUGACGGCGAACGCCUUGUUCAAAUAAAACAUUCCUGUUUCUUUCCUCUCCCCCCUAACCAAGAACCCACCGAGCUCCGGCAUUUCGGGUCCGGAAAGACGAGGGAGACUCCAAAGAGGUCCGGUUUUUCCCACCCCUGGGAGAGAAAUGGCAGAAAUCCCGACUCAAGUGAACAUCAAGGAAAAGAUCUUCGCCGUCCGAUCGGCCGUUCCCAACAGGAGGAAAAGUGAGAUCGUGGUGGUACUGCAGCAGUUCGACAAUAACGUGGAUAAAGCGGUCCAGGCUUUCGUGGACGGAAGUGCUGUCCAGGUUCUAAAGGAAUGGAAUAUGACAGGGAAAAAGAAGAUCAACAAGAGAAAAAAAAGCAAAUGGAAACAGCACCCAGGAGGCCCAGUGGUGAAGGAGAGAGUGGAUGGAAAGGAUCCCAAUCCCCCGGGAUCGGCAGGAUUCCUGAUUCUCCCUCUCAGUGGAUGCUGCGGGAAGGGCCACUUUCCCACCGGUCCUGUCCAGGAGAAAACCGAGGCAGAGCAACAGGGAAAAAAUCCCUCCUUGCCUCCCGACUCCCUCCGGGAGCAUCCCAAGGCCACAGGCCCCAAUAUCGAGAAAUCGUUGAAGGAUUUACAGCGCUGCACCCUUUCCCUGGCCCGAUACCGCCUAAUGAUCAAAGAAGAGGUGGAUCUCUCUGUGAAGAAGAUCAAAGCGGCCUUCGCCGAAUUGCACGUCUGCAUCACGGACAAAGAAAAGUCAUUAAUGGCUGAAAUGGAGAAAGUCAAAGAAGAGGCCAUGGGAAUACUGAACGCCCGGCAGAAGAAAGCGGAGGAGUUAAAGAGAUUGACCGAUUUGGCCAAGCAGAUGGCCGACACCCAACUGUCGGAACUCCGAGCUGAAAUUAAGCACUUUGUCAGCGAGCGCAAAUAUGACGAAGAGCUGGGCCGGGCCGCCCGCUUCUCCUGCGACGUGGAGCAGCUGAAGGGCCAGAUCUCGCUCUGCGGAGAGAUUUCACACCCGAAGGACAACUACUCGGCGCGGGCCGGUUGCAGCUGGCUCCUGCCCUCCGUGGGGAGGCCAGUGCGCUCCCGUGGGAAGGCGGCUCCCCGUGGCCCCGUCCUCCGGACCCACCGCCCCGAGGAGGCCCACGGCGACCAUGAGGGCGACCAUGAUGGCCACCACAGCCGAGGACCCGCUCGCCCCCAACACCUCAUCACCGAGGCCUCUCCCGCGGCCAGCAAGGACGGUCCCUCCGGCCAGCGGCGAAGACCGACCGCCCGGCCUCGCCCGGCCCGGACGGCCAAGGGCCCCGCGGGCCCGGACGUGGACCAGCCGGGCAAGGCCGGGCCCCGCCACCACUACCGGCGCCCCCAAACCAGGGGCCCCGCCAGGGGCCCAGAGGCGGCGGGGGUGGCGGAGGCCGCCGGGGCGGAGGUCAGGGGUCAGGGCCCCUCGGGCCGGGCCGCCCCGGAGAAGCCAAGGCGCCGACGGGCUCGGCCCCCGCGGGUCGGCCUGUGGGACCCCCGAGGCUCCACGUGCCCGCCGUGACCUCGGUGGCCACCCCUGCCCUCCUUCCAACCGGGCCCGGCCUCGCCCUGGGCCCAACUCCUUGGCACGGGGCCGC